This is a messenger RNA of Echinops telfairi (small Madagascar hedgehog), 2695 nucleotides long. Its product is annotated as zinc finger protein 343-like. The record is from RefSeq and is a predicted model, not a curated record. Gene Ontology annotation, molecular function: RNA polymerase II cis-regulatory region sequence-specific DNA binding; DNA-binding transcription factor activity, RNA polymerase II-specific. The transcript has 4 exons. Bases 442 to 2421 code for a protein of 659 amino acids. Lineage: Eukaryota; Metazoa; Chordata; Mammalia; Afrosoricida; Tenrecidae. Gene Ontology annotation, biological process: regulation of transcription by RNA polymerase II. Gene Ontology annotation, cellular component: nucleus.
UGAAGAACCGGGGGGAUGUGGCCUGUGUCGUCAGUGCUAUAGGGCACCCUGGGCUGAGUCGUCCCUUCCCAGUGACCCUCCGGCGAGGGCAUGUCCAAUUGUCUACCGAUGGGCUUGGGGUCCCCGCCCCGGCCCUCCUCCGACCACCGAUGUGACCGCGCGUUGGGGAUCUUCGGGUAAGCCGAUCCCUGCUCGCCCAGGAGCCUUUUCGGGGAGCCUGCAGGCCCUGGAUGCAUGAAAAGAGGGACAUUCCUACCUGAGGUGUGGAGCAGUCACCCGGCAGCAGACAUCUGCCUGCAGAUGAAUACUUGUCCUGCAGCAGUUCCCAGGCAGUUAUGGGACUGAGUCUGGGACCAUUACACGGCUGCUGAUCCUUCUGCUUGGGGAACUCGGGACUGAGAGAAGAUUUCGGCUUGGAAGCACAGGAAAGAUAGGACCACCAUGAAGACACUGACUCACAGACAGGAGACAAAAGAUGAGACUUUGGAGGAUAUGGAGAGGGGAGGAAAGGGGUACCCAGGCCCCAUUUUCAGCGAGGAUGUGUUGGGGCCACAAUUCAGUGAAGUGGCUCCUUCCUUCUGGCCCAUGUCAGAAGAGCUGCUCUGGGAGCAUUAUGGGAUGUCUGUUCCCUCCCCGUUUCUUUUUCUCCCCGGAUGUUUGCCUUCUAAGGCUACUGACAUGUCCCAGGAAGAGAAGAGGAAGCCUGAAUUACAGGAGCCCGUUACCUUUGAGGAUGUCACUGUGGUCUUCACGGAGGAGGAAUGGGAAAGACUGAGCUCCGAGCAGAAGACCCUGUACAAAGAGGUGAUGCUGGAGAUCUAUGGGAAUCUGCUCUCAGUAGCAGAACCAAAUGCAGAAACCUACCCCGAUUCUCCCAGCCUUCUGCCUUUCUCCUGUCAGCAAUUCUUCAACCAACACGUGCUUCCAAUCUUCCCAGAUGUGGGUACAGAACCUCGCUCCCACCCGGGGGCUUUCAGUCUGGGGCAUGGGAAGCACUCAGAGAAGAAGCCAGAGCAGCGGGAUUCUGGUCAGAGCUGCUGGAGUGAAAACUCAGAUGGUCAGGAGACAGAUGGCAUCUGCACGCGCAAGUCUGCCAGGGAAGACCAUAUAGGGGCAGUAGAGCCCAACUCAACUCAACAGAUGUUUAUUUGUUCGUUGGGAACAAAUAAAACAAUGAAGGAAUUAGAAGCCUCAAGGUUUGGAGCAGUCAAUCAGAGAGAAGACGGUCUAAAACCAAACGUGAUCAGCCCCCAGAAGUCCCUCCUCCGGGAGAAGCCCCAUGUGUGUAGCGAGUGUGGGCGAGGCUUUAGUUACAAGUCAGUUCUCAUCAUACACCAGAGGACACACUCAGGGGAGAGGCCUUACAUGUGCCUCGAGUGUGGCCGAGGUUUUACCCAGAAAUCAGGCCUCACCGCACACCAAAACAUACACACAGGAGAGAAGCCAUAUGUGUGCACGGAGUGUGGGCGAGGCUUUAUCCAUAAGUCAGGCCUUUUCAUGCACCAGAGGAUACACUCAGGGGAGAAGCCAUAUGUGUGCACGGAGUGUGGGCAGAGUUUUACCCAGAAUUCGUAUCUCAUCAGGCACCAGAGAACACACUUAGGGGAGAAGCCACAUGUGUGCGAGGAGUGUGGACGAAGUUACAGCCGGAAGUCACAUCUCCUGAGACACCAGAGAACGUCCAGUGGAGACAAGCCACACGUGUGCGAGGAGUGUGGACGCGCCUAUACCCGGAAGUCCCAUCUGCUGCGACACCAGAGAACACACACUGGAGAUAAGCCUUAUGUAUGCAAUGAGUGUGGACGAGCCUAUAGCCGCAACUCACAUCUCCUGAGACACCAGAGAACACACACUGGAGAGAAGCCAUACGUGUGCAAUGAGUGUGGGCGAGGCUUUACCCAGAAGUCAGUCCUCUUCAUGCACCAGACAACACACUCAGGGAUAAAGGCACACGUGUGCGAGGAAUGUGGAAGAGCCUUUAGCCGGAAGUCAAUCCUCUUCUUGCACCGGGGAACCCACUCAGGGGAGCAGUCACAUGUGUGCAAGGAAUGUGGGAAAUCCUUUAGCUGGAAGUCAUCCCUUUUUCACCACCAGAAAAUACACUCUGGGGAAAAGCCACAUAUGUGCCAGGAAUGCGGGCGCUCCUACAGCCGGAAGUCACAUCUCAUCAGACACCAGAAAACACACACCGGGGACAAGCCACACGUGUGCAGUGAGUGUGGGCGCGGCUUCAUCCAGAAGUCCGACCUCCUGAUCCACCAGAGGAGACAUUCCGAUCAGAAACCCUACGUGUGCAAGGAGUGUCCGCGAGGCUUUGUACGGAAGUCACAGCUGGUCCUCCACGAGAGUACACACUCAGUUGAGAAGCCACACAUGUGGCUGUGGACUAUGGGUGGCACUUUAGCUACGAGUCCAUUCUAAGAACACACCAUUCUGGUGAGAAGCUAUGUGUUUGCCGUGAAUAUGGCCAAGGUUUCACGAAGAGAGCAGCCCUCCUUGUGCACCUGAAUACACCCUCAGGGGCGGAGUUUGUUUGCAUUGAGUGUGGCCGAGACUUUAAAUGGCAGACAAGCCUCCCAUGCCCUCAGAGGACCCACUGGGGGAAAGACCCUUUGCGUGCAAGGACUGUGGGCGAGCCUUUACCCGGAAGUCAGGCCUCCUCACACCAAAGAGCACACACAGUGGGAGAAAAACC